AUGGUGUGCACCAGGAAGACCAAAACUUUGGUGUCCACUUGCGUGAUCCUGAGCGGCAUGACCAACAUCAUAUGUCUGCUCUACGUGGGCUGGGUCACCAACUACAUCGCCAGCGUGUAUGUGCGGGGGCAGGAGCCGGCGCCUGACAAGAAGCUGGAGGAAGACAAAGGGGACACCCUGAAGAUUAUUGAACGGCUGGACCACCUGGAGAAUGUCAUCAAGCAGCAUAUCCAAGAGGCUCCCGCCAAGCCUGAGGAGGCAGAGGCUGAGCCCUUCACAGACUCCUCUCUGUUUGCACACUGGGGCCAGGAGCUCAGCCCUGAAGGCCGGCGCAUAGCCCUGAAGCAGUUCCAGUACUACGGCUACAACGCCUACCUCAGUGACCGCCUGCCCCUCGACCGGCCCUUGCCUGACCUCAGACCUAGUGGGUGCCGCAACCUCUCCUUCCCGGAUGGCCUGCCAGAGGUGAGCAUCGUGUUCAUCUUUGUCAACGAAGCACUGUCCGUGCUGCUUCGUUCCAUCCACUCAGCCAUUGAACGCACGCCUCCACACCUGCUCAAGGAGAUCAUCCUGGUGGAUGACAACAGCAGUAACGAGGAGCUGAAGGAGAAGCUGACGGAGUAUGUGGACAAGGUGAAUGGCCAGAAGCCGGGUUUCAUCAAAGUCGUGCGCCACAGCAAGCAGGAAGGCCUCAUCCGCUCCCGAGUCAGCGGCUGGAGGGUGGCCACCGCCCCUGUAGUGGCCCUCUUCGAUGCCCAUGUGGAGUUCAACGUGGGCUGGGCUGAACCUGUGCUCACCCGCAUAAAGGAGAACCGGAAACGGAUCAUCUCACCAUCCUUUGACAACAUCAAAUAUGACAACUUUGAGAUAGAAGAGUACCCACUGGCCGCCCAGGGCUUUGACUGGGAGCUGUGGUGCCGCUACCUAAACCCCCCCAAGGCCUGGUGGAAGCUGGAGAACUCCACUGCCCCAAUCAGGAGCCCUGCCCUCAUCGGCUGCUUUAUUGUGGACCGGCAGUACUUCCAGGAGAUCGGCCUACUGGACGAAGGCAUGGAGGUCUACGGAGGCGAGAAUGUCGAGCUGGGGAUCAGGGUGUGGCAGUGUGGCGGCAGCGUGGAGGUCCUGCCUUGCUCUCGGAUUGCCCACAUUGAGCGAGCCCACAAGCCCUACACCGAGGACCUCACGGCCCAUGUCCGCAGGAAUGCCCUCAGGGUAGCUGAAGUCUGGAUGGACGAAUUUAAAAGCCAUGUCUACAUGGCAUGGAACAUACCCCAAGAGGACUCGGGGAUCGACAUCGGGGACAUCACUGCGAGGAAGGCUCUGAGGAAACAGCUACAGUGCAAGACCUUCCGGUGGUACCUGGUCAGCGUGUACCCAGAGAUGAGGAUGUACUCAGACAUCAUUGCCUACGGGGUGCUGCAGAACUCUCUGAAGACCGAUUUGUGUCUCGAUCAGGGUCCAGACACAGAGAACGUUCCCAUUGUGUACAUCUGCCACGGGAUGACACCCCAGAACGUGUACUACACAAGCAGUCAGCAGAUCCACGUGGGCAUCCUGAGCCCCACGGUCGACGACGAUGACAACCGGUGCCUGGUGGACGUCAACAGUCGGCCACGGCUCAUCGAGUGCAGUUACGCCAAAGCCAAGAGAAUGAAGCUCCACUGGCAGUUCUCUCAGGGAGGCCCCAUCCAGAACCGCAAGUCCAAGCGCUGCCUGGAGCUGCAGGAGAACAGCGACUCAGAGUUUGGCUUCCAGCUGGUGUUGCAGAGGUGCUCGGGCCAGCACUGGAGCAUCACCAACGUCCUGAGGAGCCUGGCGUCCUGACCCCGCAGGGAGCCGCCCCCGCCCGUCCCUUUGCUACUGUGUAGCACCUGCUGCCUGCUGUCCAUGUGGGGUUGUUUGGAGUCGGGGGGAACCGGGUUAGUGGGAGCCCCCCCAGAAAAGAGCUUUUUAUUUCCUAUGCGAUUUUCAUGGAGUUUAUAGAAAGGUGCCGAAUGGUGGGUGAUGGUGUAAUAUCAUAAACUAUUUUGCAACUGUAAAUAGGGGACAAAUGGAAAAUAUUUAUAACUGACAAUAAAACACUAUUGAUUAA
Molecule: messenger RNA, 2092 nt
Organism: Callorhinus ursinus (northern fur seal)
Lineage: Eukaryota; Metazoa; Chordata; Mammalia; Carnivora; Otariidae
Gene: GALNT18
Product: polypeptide N-acetylgalactosaminyltransferase 18
Biological process (GO): protein O-linked glycosylation
Cellular component (GO): Golgi apparatus
Molecular function (GO): polypeptide N-acetylgalactosaminyltransferase activity
Source: RefSeq, a predicted model, not a curated record